UUUUUAGUAACGUCGAGAUGUCUCUAACUCGCGUACGUGUUUUAAUCCUUUUGAUUUUUGCAUUGUACGAAAUUCAAUUAAGUGGUGCACAGUUUUUUAAUCAAAUACCUUAUCCAUCGAAUGCAGCACCAGCGCCUUUGCCAUUCCCGACAUGUGUCGCGGUUGACAUACCAUGUCUUCGACGGGGGCUGCGAACUUUCUUCUUUUUAAUGGAGUCCGGUCACAUGGGUAUGCUGCCAGUCGACCCCGCAUUAGUCAACAGCGUGGUAGUGGCAAUGCCCGAACAGGGGGUGUCGAUCUUACUCAGAAAUAUCAACAUCACCGGUGCAAAAUGGACCAAGUUAGCUGAUAGAAUAUUAAGGCCGUUCGGCAGCAAGAGCAGUGUCAAAUUCCUCAGCGAUCUGCACGUUACUGGAGAACUGACAAUGAGCAUGGCACAACUUGCGACUCCCUUCAUUGCCUCCAUGACUAUGGAUAUGCAAGACGUUGAGAGCAACAUAACGUACACACUGUCUGGACAACGAAGCUUUAACAAUGACGAUUACUUCAUAAUCGGACCGGAGAGGAUAGCCGUGCGGAACUCUCGCAUACCAACCUUCUUUUUACAACCUGAUACUGAAGAUACGAGAAUCAUUGAGCUAGUAUUACAAACGAAUCAAUCUUUACUGGACCACCUGGCUAACGAAAUUGUUGUUGCAUUAAUGCGCACUGUAGUUGACAAUUUUAGAUUAUUCGCUAGUCGAGUACCAAUAAAACAUUACUAUCAAUAUGUCCAAACUAACCUGUAAAGUACAAAAUGUAUUUUAAACACUGCCAUAAUAUUUUCUGUUUUG
Messenger RNA from Papilio polytes (common Mormon), 833 nucleotides. RefSeq lists its product as uncharacterized. Lineage: Eukaryota; Metazoa; Arthropoda; Insecta; Lepidoptera; Papilionidae. The record is from RefSeq and is a predicted model, not a curated record. The coding region runs from base 18 to 788 and encodes 256 amino acids. The transcript is spliced from 5 exons.